Mesorhabditis belari is the source of this 1737-nucleotide messenger RNA. Lineage: Eukaryota; Metazoa; Nematoda; Chromadorea; Rhabditida; Rhabditidae. The record is from the annotation of a GenBank genome assembly.
AUGAUCGCCCCAAUAAGGGCACUUCUUGUCGCGUUCCUUUUGUCGACAAUCAACGCCGAUCCGUGCAAGAAGAUCGAUGAGACUUUCCGAAAAACCUCCAGUGAGAAUGGACCGGUCUCAUGCAAAUGUCUAAUCGACCCACUCGUGCCAGAAUUCUAUCAAAACGUUUGGAUUGGAUGCACGGGUCAAUCGAUGUCAGCCGUGUUCAGUGAAUUGGGCUCACUCAACGAAACCCUCGUCAACCGUAUCCACAUCUGGGACAGUCAAUUGGACAUCAUUCCAGCGGAAAUGUUCGAAAAAGUGAAACCAAAGAAGCUGAUCAUCGAGAACUCACUGGUGAACAUCGUUCGAAAGGGGACAUUCACUGUGAUCGGGCCACGACUGCAAGAGCUUCGCUUGAGGAAUAAUGCGAUGAAAAAGAAUCUUGAUCCCGAGAUGCUCACCGGCCUCGAUCAUCUGCAAAUCCUCGAUUUGAGCGGCAACAAGUUGACGAAAAUUCGCUCAGCCGACUUUGAAAAAGUGGCCGAAUUGGAGGAAUUGCUGUUGAACGAGAAUGGAAUCGGAGAAAUCGAAGAGGGAUCAUUCGAGAAUUUGUCUCAAUUGAGAGUGCUUUCCAUUCAGAAUAAUCAGAUCACAGCGAUCACCAAGAACACUUUCAAAGGCUUGGAGAAUUUGGAGGAGCUUUACUUGCAGAACAAUCAAAUCUCGAGCAUUGAUUGGACGGCGUUCAGAAAUCUGAAGAAACUCAAGAUUCUCGAUCUCGGCCGGAAUCACAUCUCCUCCGUCGAUCUCCAAGGCUUUGACAAGCUCGAGAAGCUCAUCCUCAACAAUAACUCUAUCCAAACACUGAAAAACGUUGUUCUGAGAAGUCUUCCCUCUUUGGUCUACAUCUCGUUCGAUCGAAACACGAUUGCCGAAAUCGAAGAUGACAGCUUUAGGGGUCUUGCCACCUCACCCAGAUUGGAUACAGUAUCAAUGGCUUCGAACAAUAUCACAGUGAUUGGGGGAAAUGCCUUCAAGCAUGUCACUUCGAUUCGAAGUCUCGCUCUGCAGAUGAACCAGCUAUCAAGUCUAUCCUCGAAUGGUUUGGCCGCACUUUCCCCACUUCGUCACCUUUCCGUUUUAAUCCUUUCCGGGAAUCGUUUGGAUGCACUUCAUGAGGGAGAACUCCCGAAAUCUCUCCGUGUCAUUCUACUCGACAAUAAUCAACUAGCACAUAUAGACUCGAGCACUUUCCGUGGUCUUUCCAUUGAACGUCUCCAUCUCAACUCGAAUCGUCUCACCCAUUUGCCGAAGGGAACUUUUGAUGACAUCGAUUUAACCGUUUUGAAGCAAAUUGACAUCACCGAAAAUCGUUGGCAAUGCGUUUGCGAGGAGGAAUGGUUGGGUUCAUGGUUGGAUAAACUCGGCGAAUCAGAUGUAGGCGAUGGAACGAUCGGAUGUCUAGCGCUUGCGUGUCCAAAAGUUGAAGAAGAGUCCAAUGGCUCCAAAUGGGUGACCGUUGUGGCCUCAGUGCUGGCUGGGGUUUCCGUUUUGAUUCUGAUCGCUAUCGCCUAUCUCUAUAUCGAAGAUGUGCGCUCCAGGGCGAUGAUAAAGCGCCCAUUCGGCCGUGUCGACUCGGAUUUAGCGCGGCUGAUAGAGAAAGAGGCGAAAACGGAUGCCGAUCGGGGUCUAAUCCGAAAACAGAAAGCUCCCGAAAUUGUGCAAAAUAAUAAAAGAAACGUACGAUUUGUGAGC